ACUCACUACUUCUACUCUUUGCUCCCUUUGUUUAUAUAUUCAUCUUUUCUUUCAAAAUCUCAAUCCUCCUAGGCCUUCUUUUUUGCUUGAUUCCCAAAUGGCCAGUGUUGAGGUUCAACAAACUGCAACAACAUUGCCAGAGAAUGAGACACCAGAAGUGAUCAAAACAGAGGAGACUCCCAAAGCAGAGCCAGUUGCUGAAGCACCAGCUGCCGUUAAGCCAGUUGAAACAGAACUAAUUGAAAAAACCCCAGAAGUGCCAGCUGCGAAGGAGGCUGAGGCCCCUGAAGCUUCAGUGGAAAUUGAAAGAAAGGAUGUUGUAGAAGAAGCCAAGGUUGAGGAGGAAGAGGAGCCAACUGUAGAGGAGACAGAGGAAGAGGCUCCAGAGGUGAAGCCUACAGAAGUAGAACCAGUUGCUCAGGGGACCAAGGAGGAGACAACUGAGGCUGCUGUGGAGGAGAAGGAGCCAGAGGAGGAAACGAAGACAGUGGAAGCAGAAGGUGGUGUAGAAAUUCCUGUUGAGAAGCCUGAGGAGUAAAAGAGACUAGACAAGGUGUCAAAUGUGGCUAGCCUAUUUCAGCUUCUAUAUUUUUAUAUUAUUGCUAUUUUUUUUUUCUUAUCUAUAUUAUGAUAAAGAUAUGAAUGGGGUUUUCCAUAUUUCAUGUUUGGAAGCUAGGGUUUGAUUUUUAAGCACUCGGGUCCUCGAGGUGGAGGAAAUUCAGGGUUUUAUGUACGGGGGAAGUUAUGAAUGUUUGGGUUCGAAGAGGAUCAAAGAUGAGUUCGCUUUGGUGUGAUGAGCCUUGAGGACUAUAUAUGUCUUUGUGUUUCAAUAAUAAAAUACUUUUAUAUUU
Molecule: messenger RNA, 851 nt
Organism: Rubroshorea leprosula
Lineage: Eukaryota; Viridiplantae; Streptophyta; Magnoliopsida; Malvales; Dipterocarpaceae
Source: the annotation of a GenBank genome assembly